Molecule: messenger RNA, 896 nt
Organism: Exaiptasia diaphana
Lineage: Eukaryota; Metazoa; Cnidaria; Anthozoa; Actiniaria; Aiptasiidae
Product: serine/threonine-protein kinase PknB
Exons: 1
Biological process (GO): regulation of DNA-templated transcription; protein phosphorylation
Molecular function (GO): ATP binding; protein kinase activity; DNA binding
Source: RefSeq, a predicted model, not a curated record
AUGGAAUACGUGGAAGGCAUCCCGUUGGACGAAGCAUGUGCCGCGCUGAGCCUGGAGAAGCGAUUGAAGCUGUUCCAAGAGGUUUGCGCCGCGGUGCACUACGCCCAUCGGAACCUGAUCGUGCACCGGGACCUCAAACCCAGCAACAUUCUGGUGACAGCCGAUGGGCGGCCCAAGCUGCUGGAUUUCGGAAUCGCCGAAGUCUUGAGCCACAGCUCGAACGCGCCGAGGCCGCCUUCGAGCCAUGGGCCGCUGACCAUCGCUUAUGCCAGCCCGGAGCAGCUGAACGGCGAGAGAGUCACCAUCGGCACCGACAUUUACUCGCUUGGAGUGUUGCUCUACAAGAUCCUGAGCGAUUACCACCCUUAUCACCAUCACGGCAUCACCAAGACCGAGCUGACGCGUAGGAUCUGCGAGCUCGAUCCGCCUGCCCCCAGCGUUCGAGCAGAUCCGUCGAUCGCCGCUCGUCUGAGGGGAGAUCUCGACGCGUUGACCCUAAAAGCGCUGCGCAAAGACCCCGAGCAGCGCUACGGAUCCGCGGCCCAGUUGGCGGACGACAUCCAGCUCCACCUUGAGGACCUGCCGAUCCGGGCUUGGCCGGGCACCUGGUCCGUGCGCGCGAGAAAGAGAUUUCGACGUCAUAAGGCGGCGCUGCUCGUCGCCACUCUAUUGCUCGGAUUCUCGGUCACCACCACAGUGCUGUGGCGCGACGCGGUGGAGCAAAGAUUCCAAGCAGACCGGGCCCGAAUCCAGGCGGAGAGAACCCGAGACUUCAUCCUGGAAUUUUUCAAAUCCGUGGACCCCACCCAAGGACCAACCAGGAACCGGACCGGGUCGGAUCCCCUGAGCCUGGAGCGCAUCCAGCUCAAGGAAAUGCUCGAUAGCGGAAGAUAUAA